AUGGACGUUUCCACCCGUCACUCUUCAAAUCUUCCACAGCAGAAACAGCAGCAGCUGGAAAGUGAACAGCCUCAAGGGUUCGCAGCUCUGCUGCAGCAGCCCUUGCUGCAGCCGGUUUACGAAGCGCAGCAGCUGCAACAGUUGCAGCAGCAAGGGCGAGCCUUUGCUGUGGCGCCAGUGAGAGGGCGUAAUGGGGAAGAUAGGGGUUUAGGGUUUGUGGCUCUCCGCGACUUACCCGCGGGGUUUGUGGUAUAUGAAGAGCCCCCGCUGCUGUCUCUACAGCACACCAUCAACAAGUGCCUGGUUAAGGCUUGCUGCUUCUGUAAAGCUCCAUUGGGGGACGCAGUAUCUCAGCUGCUGCACUUUUUCUCUGCGGUGCCUGAGUCGUACGGUCACCUGCAGUCCCUGAAUAUCAACAGACACUCGCUGCUGCAGCUCCAGCAGCAGCAGCAGCGGCAGCAGCACCUGGAAGUCGUGUCUUGCCCCGCCGGUUGCGGUGAGGCGUUUUGUUCCGCGCAGUGUCUUGACGGCGACGUUGUCCAUCAGCAGCUUUGCGUCGGCCGCCUGAGCGAAGGGGCGCCGUUGGUCAUCUUUAAACGUUUUGCUGUUGAGCACUGCGAAAACCUGCUGCUGGCUGCUGCAGCCAUUGUGUCAGCAGCAGCCGCUGGAGCAGCAGCUACUGGAUUAGCAUCACCAGGAGGACUAGUGCCAAACGAAGCAGAAGCUGCUGCUGCGGCGCUGCAGUUGCUGCGGUUGCUGCUGCAGCACCACCACGGACAGUGGGAAGAGGAAGAGACAGAGACAACCACAGGGGACCGAUUGCUGGAAGAGGAAACGGAUGAGGAGACAACAGAGACAGAGUUGAGCAGAAGAGAUAUUAUCGAAAGAGGAUCAAGUCUACUGCUGUUGGGCUUGAGGGAGAUAUCUGAAGUGUACGUACACCUCAUAUCCCCGUCUCUUGUUUCUGAAUUGCUGUCGCUCUUCGAGCACUGCAAUUCAGACUUGGAGGGGCCGAACCCUCUGAAUGACUUCUUCGGGUUUUGCUUCUCACGGGCGCAAGGCAGCGAUGCAGGAGAUUUGCAAGCUCUGCUGGCGGAGAAGGAAGCAGCCCUCGUCGCUCUCUUUGGGGAGCAGCAAAAAGAAGCGGACAGCGACGAAGACGUCGGCCACAAUCCGCAAGCCACGCAUGCUGAAGGGGAGGUGCGUACAUUAAGGGAGGUGUAUUUAAACAAGCCUCUGUCCUUCCUCUGUCCUCCUCCAGUAGGAAAGGGCCGCGAAUUUCCUGGAGUGAAGCAAACGGCGUUCUUCUGCUCCAUCGCCCGCAUCAACCACAGUUGCGCGCCCAACAUGGCGAUAGAAUGCACGGACAGCCCGCGCGGAGGACAAAUGCGGCUGAAGCUCGUAAGAAACGUUCAGCAAGGAGAAGAGUUGUGCGUAUCUUAUAUUAAGGACUUACCCCGCACGGACAGACAGCUUAGGCGACAGAGGCUUGAAGAGUUUGGAUUUGAAUGCAGUUGCCACUACUGCGCGAGCGGGCUCUAG
Messenger RNA from Eimeria mitis, 1542 nucleotides. Its product is annotated as histone-lysine N-methyltransferase, putative. The transcript has a single exon. NCBI's taxonomy places the organism in Eukaryota, Apicomplexa, Conoidasida, Eucoccidiorida, Eimeriidae. Gene Ontology annotation, molecular function: methyltransferase activity; protein binding. The record is from RefSeq and is a predicted model, not a curated record. The coding region runs from base 1 to 1542 and encodes 513 amino acids.